This is a messenger RNA of Marchantia polymorpha subsp. ruderalis, 554 nucleotides long. NCBI's taxonomy places the organism in Eukaryota, Viridiplantae, Streptophyta, Marchantiopsida, Marchantiales, Marchantiaceae. The record is from the annotation of a GenBank genome assembly.
GCAUCAGUUCCUCACAGCAAUGUCAGCUAUAGAGUGUGGAUACUUUGGACUAGUCAUUUUCGCUCUAGCAGAUGCACAUCCCACUCAUUUCCUUAGUCAUGGAUGUUUCAAGCGUAAAACUGUCCCAAAUCUCUGGCCGUUGCCUACGUAUUGGGACCUUUCCUUCUGAUUACAGGCAAGACUUGGCUGAAAUCGACUGCGAGGUCUAUGGAAAUCCUGAAAAUCGCUCGAAGACUUGCAUAGCUCACCUUGCAUAUCAUUCUGCUAACAUUUUUUUUGUACACAUGAGAUAUAAUCUGUGAUUAAGGUUCAUUCAUACAGGGCUUCUGAAGCAAGAUUGGGAGCGUCUGCAACAGGAAUGCUCUGCAUAAACUGUGGACUCUGAUAAUCAUCACUGCACUUGGAGCCAGAGUCUUGUUCCGGGCACCUGUAGAACUUCACAAAUCUUCUGCAGAACCACGUCUUAAGGUUGACUGAGCAGAUGAAGCGUUUCUUCUGGAUCAUACAAUUUCAUUGCUCCUCCCGGAUCCACGUUUGAAAUCGCAAGAAUUUGA